AUGAUCCGCUGCUGCAUCGCGAGCUCCGGGUUAUUAUUAGACAGUGACGUCAGCGGAGGGCGCGUUUCUGUCUCCGCCGAACAUCACAUCCCUCCUUCUCCCACAUGGAGCGGACCCGCGCAGCGACACGUGACCCGGGAGCCCCGGGCUGACGGAGCGCCUCACACCGCAUCAUGGCUGCGGAGGAUGCGGCCGCGCGGUACCGAGCCGGAGCCCCGCGGCUCCCGGCGGCCCGGCUGCUGCUGCUCGGCCUGGCCGCCUCGCUGCUCCCGGCCCCGGCGCUCGGGCUGCUCGGGUUCCGGCCGGAGGAGACCGGGCCGGAGCUGUCCGUGGAGGACGGGGUGCUGAAAGCCACCGAGGGCACGCGCUUCAUGCUGCGGGUUUACUACUCCACCUCCCCGCAGAGGCUCAACCGCACCGCGGCGACCCGCACCAACAACGCCGCGCCGUGGAUCGCCUUCAUCGAGGAGCCGAGUCCCGGACGAGAGGGACAAGUUCACCCGAAGCGGAACAUGUGCAUGGACAAGGACGCCAGGACGUCCGACAUCGAGGUUCUGGGCUCCUUCAAGUCCGCUUCAAGCCAGAACUCGGUGCUGGUGGAGCUGCUGGCCAAACACCUGCGGAAGGGGGAGAAGAUGAAGUUCUACUCGAUGUGCGCUUUCGACGGGUCCAAGUGGGAGCACUACCGGACGCGGGACUUCUGGGUGGCAGUGGUGGAGCGCUCCGCGGAACCGGAGCUGUGGCUCCAGGUGCUGGUGUCGGUCCUGCUGCUCGGGCUGUCCGCCUUGUUCAGCGGGUUGAACCUGAGCCUGUUGGCGCUGGACCCGGUGGAGCUGCAGGUUCUGCAGAACAGCGGCACCGACAAGGAGCAGAAUUACGCGCGGAAGAUCGAGUCUGUGCGUCGGCACGGGAACUACGUGCUCUGCACUCUGCUGCUGGGGAACGCGAUCAUCAACGCCUCGCUGGCCGUGUGGAUGUGUCAGAUCCUGGGCAUGACCUGGCUCUCCACGGUCAUCUGCGCCUUCGGCAUCUUCUUCAUCGGGGAGAUCCUCCCACACUCGGUGGCGUCGCGCCACGGCCUCGCCAUCGCCUCCAAAACCAUCUGGGUGACGCGGCUGCUGAUGGUGCUCUCCUUCCCCAUCUCCUACCCCAUCAGCAAACUGCUGGACCUCAUCCUCAACCAGGAGAUCUCCAACUUCUACACCAGGGAGAAGCUCCUGGAGAUGCUGCGCGUCUCGGACCCGUACCACGACCUGGUCAAGGAGGAGCUCAACAUCAUCCAGGGCGCGCUGGAGCUGCGCACCAAGACCGUGGAGGACGUCCUGACGCCGCUCACCGACUGCUUCAUGCUGGCCUCGGACGCGGUGCUGGACUUCAACACCAUGUCGGAGAUCAUGCAGAGCGGCUACACGAGGAUCCCGGUGUUCGAGAACGAGCGCUCUAACAUCCUGGACAUCCUGUUCGUCAAGGACCUGGCGUUCGUGGACCCGGACGACUGCACCCCCCUGAAGACCGUCACCCAGUUCUACAAGCUCCCGCUGCACUGCGUCUUCAACGACACCAAGCUGGACACCAUGCUGGAGGAGUUCAAGAAAGGAAAGUCCCACCUGGCCGUGGUGCAGCGAGUGAACAACGAGGGGGAAGGAGAUCCCUUCUACGAGGUGAUGGGCAUCGUGACCCUGGAGGACGUCAUCGAGGAAAUCAUCAAGUCCGAGAUCCUGGACGAGACCGACCUCUACACUGACAAUCGCACAAAGCGCCGUGUGUCUCACCACGAGCGGAAGCAGCAGGACUUCUCCAUCUUCAAACUGUCGGAGAACGAGAUGAAGGUGAAGAUCUCUCCUCAGCUUCUCCUGGCGACGCAUCGGUUCCUCUCCACAGAGGUGGAGCCCUUCAAGCCGUCUCACAUCUCAGAGAAGAUCCUGCUGAGGCUGAUCAAACACCCCAGCGUGGUGCAGGAGCUGAAGUUCGACGAGAAGAACAAGCGAGCGCCGCAGCACUUCCUGUUCCAGCGCAACAAGCCGGUGGACUACUUCCUCCUGGUGCUGCAGGGUCGCGUGGAGGUGGAGUUCGGGAAGGAGGCGCUCAGGUUUGAGAACGGGGCCUUCUCUUACUUUGGGGUUCCCGCCAUCAUGCCAGCAGUGCACAGAUCCCCCUCUCGCAGCAGUGGGCUGGACCGCUCCGAGUCCAUGCUGUACGGGGGGAGCAUGGGGCAGCUGAACGGAGGGGGGGGGAACGUCUACCUGCCAGACUACUCGGUCCGGCAGCUCACACACCUCCAGAUCCUCAAGAUCACCAGGAGCCAUUACCAGAACGCCCUGACCGCCACCAGGAUGGACAGCUCCCCUCAGACCCCGGACGCCGACGCCCGGCCCACAGAGGAACACCCCCCGACUCCAGAGCCUCCUCCGACCACGACGGAGUACGGCUCCACCCUGAUGCCCCCGACCGUCACCCUCAUGCCUCCGCCCCGGGAGCACUGCCGGCCCAGCUUGGCCAGAACCCACGGGCUGCCCCCCGGCCUCCUGCACAGCACGUCACUGCAGAACGAGAAGAACCGCAUCGUCCGGAGUAAAUCUGACGGGCAGAAGAGUCCGAGUGACUCGGUGUUCCUCAGGAUGGACGAGAUCCCGUACAUCCGAGAGGACCGAGCGGAGAGCGACACACAACCAGUUCCCAUAGAGACGGACACAUCUCCUUUCAUCAGCAGCAGCUUGUCGCUGAGCGGCUCAGAGGAAACACUGGGCAAGAAGCUCCUGCUCAAACUCAGCCACAGGAAGAGGAAGAAGUCUCGUGAAGGAGAGAAGACGCCGGAGGACAAUUCAGAGCAGCCGCUGGUGAGAACCUAGCAGAGCGAGUGACUCUCCAUCAUCUGACGGUUCUUUAAGUUGUUUGUAAAGACGAUGAAGACUAUCAGAGUUUUAUCUGAGAACCCCCCCCCCCCCCCUGGACUCUAAUAGACAGGUGCAGCUUCUGUAUGCAUUGAACUGGAGCCCCCCCCGCCUGCAGGUCUGGAUGCUUGAAUGUAAACGAUUUAUAGAAACAAGUUGGAUUUUGAUAUUUCAUACGUCCUCAUCACACGUGACAUCUUCUCCAGUGGAGCUGAAGGAAUCGAACAGGAACCAGAUGGACGACACCAAAGACGUUGUGGUUUUGUACGUACUGGUCCUGAACCAGGGGAAAUCCAGAGGAACCUCAACAAGUGAAAUAAACCUGCUUCUGUGUUGGUGCUUUUUGUUUCUGAUGAGAUUCAAAUACAAUUUGUAUAAACAGUCAUUUCUUCCCCUACCUCUUAUUUAUUGACGAAGAAGGGUUUCUAGGUAGAUCCAGACUCAGAGGCUGGUGAAAUCUUUCCACAGAAUCAACUUUAGAAUCAAGGAAAUCUUUAAAUCCGACAGAAAUAUCAUUUAAACCCAAUCGUCCAAUGGGUGGAUCCCUCUGCAGCCGACCAAUCCGGACUCACUGCCCUUUGGUGACGACCCCUUUUUUAAAUUUGAGAUUCUGAUGUUUCAUUUCAACAGAUCAGUGAAUCGUACACACGUUAAACCACCAGGGGGCGUCUGACUCUCUCGUAGUUUAGUGCAGCUCUGUCACUGGGCGGGACCGUGUCCUCUGAGGGACGUGUCCCCUGGAUUGUGUCCAGAUGUCAAAGACAACUAGUGACUGAUUGUCCACCUUCUUAUUUGAUCUGAUUGGAUUUGUUCAUUUGUUUUUUAAGUUUUAUCUUUCUAUCUAAUUCUGUUUCUUUUGCUCAAACACACACACACACUUUCUUUUUCCAGAGACGUCUCUUGCUGACUCUCCUCCUCGUUUCUUUAUUCUGAUCUCUUGUAUUAUUUUUUACGAUUAUUUCAAAUACAUUUUUAUACUCUGCAAAAAUGUUUUUGUUUCCUUUCAGACCUAAAGGUAAUAUCAGACUGGAGCUCAGGCUUUCUGGUUUUCAUCUCAUGGAACUGGUUUCAGAUCCCUGAACCUUCUUAAUUAUUAAUCAUCACCAGCUGAACCUCUUUUUUUAUUGGAUCCUUUCAAUUAAACGUGAUUGUUGUUCUUUUCUUUAUUGGAGCAAACACAGGUUCUGGCUGAAGGACUGAUCCGGUUCAGAUGUCUUAAAGGAGCAAGACGUUAGUGGGUUUAUUCAACAUAUUCACACGGCGGCCAUUUAAAUACAGUCUUAAAUAAAUGGGUCCAACAUGUGCUCUGAUUUUUCAGAUUCAAAAUCUGACCCCACCCAACAGAAUGAAUUCCAUUCGGGCUGCAGGGGGCGCUGUUGUUCAGUCACUGCUACAUUGUGAUGCUUUAAAGAUCGGACAUUGAAGCCUGAUGUGUCCAAAACCCUGAUAACCCUCUGGACACUGUGUUUUCUGUGCUGCCCCCUGGUGGCCUGGAAUUUGAGUGCACCCUGAGCCUUGACUGUUGCAACACAUAAGGGCAACACAACCUCUGCAGAAGUUGUUGUAUUUAAAUUUGACCAAACUUAAUAACUCAAUACUGAAAACUGGUGAUGAGGAUGUUUCUCCAGAUUCUGAACCCACAAAUUGAACAUGAACAUUGAGAGCCACUCCCCUGACAGAUGGAUCCUGCACUGAGCUCCACACCCUGAUCCUUACUCAAUUCAAACUUUACCCUGUAAUAAUUUGUAGAAUAUUGUACAUUAUUGAGAGGACGUAAGUUGCACUGGAUGUAUAUUUUUCAAGAGGAAAAACAAGUUUAUAUCCUGCUGCUCGUCAUAUUAUUUAUAUCAUUCAUACGUGUAAAUUAAAAGUUAUGGAGCUCUA
Molecule: messenger RNA, 4775 nt
Organism: Platichthys flesus (European flounder)
Lineage: Eukaryota; Metazoa; Chordata; Actinopteri; Pleuronectiformes; Pleuronectidae
Product: metal transporter CNNM1-like
Exons: 10
Coding region: 174-2849 (891 amino acids)
Biological process (GO): transport; magnesium ion homeostasis
Cellular component (GO): plasma membrane
Molecular function (GO): transmembrane transporter activity
Source: RefSeq, a predicted model, not a curated record